This is a messenger RNA of Tuber aestivum (summer truffle), 1380 nucleotides long. The record is from the annotation of a GenBank genome assembly. NCBI's taxonomy places the organism in Eukaryota, Fungi, Ascomycota, Pezizomycetes, Pezizales, Tuberaceae.
AGCGCAACGACCGUCAAGUUUAUAGCCACGGAGUGCUCUGCUCUGCCGACAGAAAAAAAAAAUUCCUACCAGCAAUUAAGCCAUGGGAAAAAUCGGGGAAGCAUCGACCUCGCAGUCCCUUUCGAAAUCCUUCACCAUUCCAAAUAAGCUCCACAGACAAGCACACUAUGCCCGAGUAAAAUCCGCCGUCGAAUCCGCAAAGCGCAAAGCGCGAUUCCAGCGAAAGAAGGACGAAGACCGAAACCCGGCCCUUCGCGAGGAGCGUUUGAAAAAGAAUAUCCCAGCAACCCUCGAGAGGAAGCGGGUAUGGGACGAGCGAGUCGAUGGCGGAAUUCCAAACCGUAUCGAGAAGCCAUUGGUAGAAGGGGAGGAAGAAGCCAGCAAGCGUCGAAAGACCCAAGCAGAUGACGAGGAAGAAGACGAAGAAGCCAAACUCCUGGCAGCGCAUGAGAAAGCGCAAGCCGAGAAAGCAGAAGAGCAAGAGACUAUGGCGCUAUUCCCAACACUGGAGACACCGGCCGGCAUCUCCACUCCGAAAAUCCUGAUCACCACCUCGAGGAACUGCCACAUCCAUGAACCCGCCGAACAGCUCACCCACCUAUUCCCAAACUCGACAUAUAUCCCCCGCGGCCGCGAACACAAGUUCUCCAUCAAGGAGAUCAGCGCAUUCGCCUCGAAUCCAACGACUACAACCCCGUCCGGCAAUCCGCGUGAGCCAUACACGCAUCUGAUGGUGGUUAAUGAGGACCGGAAGAUCGUGAACGCGCUCACAAUCGUCGUUCUCCCCGCGGGACCAACCUUUCACUUCAGUCUUACAAACUACGUUCCCCCGAAGCGCAUCAGCGGGCACGGGAAGCCCACAGACCACGUGCCCGAGUUGAUAUUGAACAAUUUCCUCACUCCGCUGGGGAAGCUUACAUCUAGUCUUUUCCAGUCCAUGUUUCCGAGGCAACCCGAGAUCCGUGGAAGGCAGGUCGUUACCUUGCACAAUCAGCGGGAUUACAUCUUCUUCCGCAGGCACAGGUAUGUUUUCCGCGAGAGGCGCGAGACGGAAAAGCCGGUGGGCUACGGACUUGAGGAUGGGGGCAAGGAUGGCGGGAACGGGAGUAAAGGAGAUGAGAGUAUUCCGAUCAGGGUUGGGUUGCAGGAGCUUGGGCCGCAGUUUACGUUGAAGCUUAGGAGAGUGGAGAGGGGAAUUAAGGAGGGGGUUGAGUGGGAGUGGAAGGGGGAGAUGGAGAAGGAUCGGAAGAGGUUUCAACUCUAGAAUGGUUUUUCUUAUAUCUCGGUGUUGUUGUGUUUGGAAAAAAAUUUCUCCAUGUGUACGAUAUUAUGAACCAAUAAUUCCUCGUAAUCAUCAUUCGUUGUGGGUCGUCAACCGUU